Messenger RNA from Lachancea meyersii CBS 8951, 756 nucleotides. Lineage: Eukaryota; Fungi; Ascomycota; Saccharomycetes; Saccharomycetales; Saccharomycetaceae. The record is from the annotation of a GenBank genome assembly.
AUGUUUCGAUUUGUGACUCGUAGAAGCAUUCACAGUGUUCCCAAGCUCAAAGACGCUACUUUAGCGGAACAUGGCGUUCACAACGUGCUAAGUGCCUCUGGGUUCAAGAUCGCAUGGAGCGAUCACCAAAAAAGUCUGUGCGAUAAACUGACACUUGCUACCGCCGGGACAUCGCUAGAGGCAUAUUUGCCAUUCCAUUUGAUUCUAAAUACGGCCAAAAAACCUUUCCAAACCCACAUCUUUAAUCUGGCUUCUGCGGCCCACAAUAACCAUUUAUUUGUUGAGAACAUAUUACCGGCACCCACCAGCACAACUCCAUCUCGGCUUCUCAGGAAUCGUCUUGAGGAGCAGCACAAGUGCACCUGGGAGGAGUUCAAGGACGAAAUGGUCCGGCGUGCGGAAACUGAUGUUUUGGGCCAGGGAUGGCUUUUCCUGGUUGAAAACAGUGAAAAAGAGCUUCACAUCCUCACAGUCCAGAAUAACGGAACACCAUAUUACUUCCCUCGCAACCAGUCUUUUGACCUCAACUCCGCUUUGAAGCUGGAAGAAUACUCGCAGCUUGAGGCCAUACGCACGUUGGUCAAACAAGACGGCAAAAUUCAGGACUGGACAAUGCCGUUGAUCGCAGUGAGCCUGUGGGACCACGCUUACUUGCACGAUUAUGGCGUUAAGGGCAGAUCCAAAUACGUAAGAAACGUGCUGGACAAUCUGAACUGGUCGGUCGUGAACAACAGACUUUACUCUGGACUCUCAUAA